AUGAGAAAGUUUAAGUAUAAGAACACUUUAUUAAGAGAGGCUUCACCAAGCGCUCCCCUACUGAACCAACAGCUGGAAAGAUACAGUAUCGGUAUCAAAGUACCCUGGUCGAAACCCGAGACUAUGUACCCGGAAAUUCCUGCCGUUUGUUACGAGGUUUGCCGUCUUAGAUCACGUGGAAGUGCUCUAGGCUCUCGAGGUGGUUUAUAA
Sclerotinia sclerotiorum 1980 UF-70 is the source of this 210-nucleotide messenger RNA. RefSeq lists its product with no specific name. The coding region runs from base 1 to 210 and encodes 69 amino acids. NCBI's taxonomy places the organism in Eukaryota, Fungi, Ascomycota, Leotiomycetes, Helotiales, Sclerotiniaceae. The record is from RefSeq and is a predicted model, not a curated record. The transcript has 3 exons.